AUGUUUUGGUGCUUUUUCUUCUUGUGCGUAAUGUUUGCGUCGUCGCGGGCUGACGCGCAGCUCUCCGGCCGGUUUGUGGUCGGAUGUCCCGCUGUCUGCGACAAAUCCAUGUGCCCCCGGGUACCGGCGGACUGCGCGGCGGGACAAACCCUCGACGCCUGCCACUGCUGCCAGGUGUGCGCGUCCAGCGAGGGGGAGGCCUGCGGCGGGAACGGGAAGCUGGGCGACCCGGUGUGCGGAGAGGGGCUGGAGUGCUCGGUGUCCGGCGGGGUGGCGCACUCUGUCACGGUGAGGAGGAGAGGCAAGAGCGGGAUCUGCGUGUGCAAGUCCGCCGAGCCGGUGUGCGGGAGCGACGGGGUCUCCUACCGGAGCCUCUGCGAGCUGAAGAGGGUCAGCCGGCGCGCGCAGAAGCUGCAGCAACCACCUGUCCUGUUCAUCCAGAGGGGAGCCUGCGGGAAAGCUCAGGACAAUCCAGACAGUCCAAGGCACAAAUACAACUUCAUCGCUGACGUGGUGGAGAAAAUCGCUCCGUCUGUGGUUCACAUUGAACUUUUCCGCAAGAUGACUUACUCCAAGCGUGAGGUGGCUGUGGCCAGUGGUUCUGGUUUUGUUGUGUCUGAGGAUGGCCAGAUUGUGACCAAUGCCCACGUUGUGGCGAAUAAACACAGGGUGAAAGUGGAGCUGAAGAGCGGCGCCUCCUACGAUGCCAAAAUCAAAGACGUGGAUGAAAAAUCGGACAUCGCUCUCAUCAAGAUUGAUGCACCGGAAUCUCUUCAAGCAACAGACUGA
This is a messenger RNA of Nematolebias whitei (Rio pearlfish), 789 nucleotides long. Its product is annotated as serine protease HTRA1A-like. The coding region runs from base 1 to 789 and encodes 262 amino acids. Gene Ontology annotation, cellular component: extracellular region. The record is from RefSeq and is a predicted model, not a curated record. Gene Ontology annotation, molecular function: serine-type endopeptidase activity; protein binding. The transcript has 4 exons. Gene Ontology annotation, biological process: positive regulation of apoptotic process; programmed cell death; proteolysis. NCBI's taxonomy places the organism in Eukaryota, Metazoa, Chordata, Actinopteri, Cyprinodontiformes, Rivulidae.